AUGACGGCCACUUACAAUGGCACUGCGGGGACCGCGGACGAGGGCUACUCGUCCGGGGUUCAUGACCUCAAUAUUUUCUACGACACGGGCCACCUCGCCUUCCUCACCAUCUCGGCCGUGCUCGUGCUGCUCAUGAUUCCCGGCGUGGGCUUCUUCUACAGCGGACUCGCGCGGCGCAAGUCGGCCCUGCAGCUGGUUCUGCUGUCGAUGCUCUCCGUCGCCGUCAUCGGCUUUCAGUGGUUCUUCUGGGGCUACUCGCUCACCUUUUCGCGCACCGGCAACGCCUUCCUCGGCGACCUGACGCAGUUUGGCCUGAUGAAGACCAUCGGCGAGCCCAACGGCUCGGCCUUUUUGCCCGACAUUCUCUUUUGUCUGUACCAGGGCAUGUUUGCCUCGAUUACUCCCGCCCUGGCCAUCGGCGCCGUGGCAGACCGCGGCCGCGUGCUGCCCGCCAUCGUCUUCAUGUUCGUCUGGUCGACCGUCGUGUACGACCCCAUCGCGUACUGGACCUGGAACGCCAACGGCUGGCUCUUCAAGCUCCCCGCGUACGACUUCGCCGGCGGCGGCCCCGUGCACAUCGCCUCGGGCUCGUGCGCCCUGGCCUACAGCCUCAUGCUCGGCAAGCGCGCCGGCUACUCGCGCAACGCCGGCCUGCCGUACCGCCCGCACAGCGUCACCAACGUGGUCCUCGGCACCGUCUUCCUCUGGGUCGGCUGGUUCGGCUUCAACGGCGGCUCCGCCCUCGCCAUGAACAUCCGCGCCGUCAUGGCCUGCUACGUCACCAACCUGGCCGCCUCGUGCGGCGGCAUCACCUGGGUUCUGCUCGACUACCGCCUCGAGCGCAAGUGGAGCACCAUCGGCUUCUGCUCCGGCGCCAUCGCCGGCCUCGUCGCCAUCACCCCCGCCGCCGGCUUCGUCACCCCUUGGGGCUCCGUCAUCAUCGGCAUCGUCGGCGCCAUCUGCUGCAACUUUGCCACCAAGCUCAAGUUCCUCAUCGGCGUCGACGACGCUCUCGAUAUCUUUGCCGUCCACGGCAUCGGCGGCAUGGUCGGCAACAUCCUGACGGGCAUCUUUGGCACCUCCGCCAUCGCUGGCCUCGACGGCAACGAGUACGCCCCGAUCGGCUGGAUCCAGCACAACUGGAUCCAGCUCGGCUACCAGCUCGCAGGCAUCUGCGCUGCCUUCAGCUGGUCCUUUGUCCUGACUUGCAUCAUCCUCUUCCUCAUGAACCUCGUCCCCGGACUGUCGCUCCGCGUCUCCGCCGACGACGAGGACGUCGGCAUCGACGACUGCCAGCUCGGCGAGUUCGCCUACGACUAUGUCGAGCUGCGGCGCCAUGUCGCCGACACCACCGGCCACGUCUCGGACCGCAUCGCGUCUUCGAGCAGCAGCACCGCAGGCGAAAAGGUUGUGCCCGCGGUUGUCUAA
This is a messenger RNA of Purpureocillium lilacinum, 1428 nucleotides long. RefSeq lists its product as uncharacterized. Gene Ontology annotation, molecular function: ammonium channel activity. Gene Ontology annotation, cellular component: plasma membrane. Gene Ontology annotation, biological process: ammonium transmembrane transport. The record is from RefSeq and is a predicted model, not a curated record. Lineage: Eukaryota; Fungi; Ascomycota; Sordariomycetes; Hypocreales; Ophiocordycipitaceae.